AUGGCUGAGGCUCAGACUGCUAGCAUGCCUUUUGAGAAAGAAUUAGGUGCCACUCCCGAAGCCUUGCCUUUGGCUACCUGGCUAAUAAAAAAGACUACCAAGUUGUAUAAAACGCUGUGUAAUCUGCGAGGCACAUGUGAUACCGAUUGGAGUCAUCUGCCUCAGGAACAUUUGCUUAUCCCAGAGAUCCCUAGCGAAGGUAAAUGCUCCCCCUCUACAUUUGAAAAGGAAGGAUGCCUGGAACUCCUUGCAGAGGGACUUUUUUCAUUUAGGAUAUUUUUGGAAUACCUGCAGGAAACUUUAUUUCCCAAGAAACCGGAGCUAACUCGGUACUUGUGGCCAGCAACAAAGUUUCUGGCCAAUAACUUGAAGUCACAGCUGCAGAAUCCUGACGGCAUGAAACCUAUACCUGAUGCCAUUGACGAUGAUCUUGCUCAUAAGCUAGCAAUGCAUACUGGUUGGACACCUGCAAUUCUCAGGCACACCAUACUUAGAAGGUACCUGAAGUUUAUGGAUACAGCUGCAAGUGCAAUUCGGUACAUAAACACAUCAUAG
Molecule: messenger RNA, 555 nt
Organism: Podarcis muralis (Common wall lizard)
Lineage: Eukaryota; Metazoa; Chordata; Lepidosauria; Squamata; Lacertidae
Source: RefSeq, a predicted model, not a curated record